Mytilinidion resinicola is the source of this 345-nucleotide messenger RNA. RefSeq names its product putative RNA binding protein. The transcript has 3 exons. NCBI's taxonomy places the organism in Eukaryota, Fungi, Ascomycota, Dothideomycetes, Mytilinidiales, Mytilinidiaceae. The coding region runs from base 1 to 345 and encodes 114 amino acids. The record is from RefSeq and is a predicted model, not a curated record.
AUGCCUCGCGGAAACGCUCAGCAGACCAAGGUCCACUACAAGGGCGCCGAGGAUGACUACGUGAUCUUCGUCGACAGCGCCAAGGCAGUGCAGGAGUGGAAGGAGGACAAGUCGAUCCCGCUGUCGAGCGUGGUCAGCGGAUGGAAGGUGUUUGUCACCCACAAGCAAGGCACCCAAGGCAUCCUCGACGCGGCCUCAAACGGCUCGCUGGAGGGCGAGUUCGGCACGCACAAGGACGACGACGUGGUCAAGGCCAUCUUGGAGAAGGGCACCGUGCAGGAGACUGAGAACCCCGAGCGCCAAGCUGACCGAAACAUCGCGAACGGCGGCACGGUAGCCCACUGA